UUGAUGGACGGGGCAACGGCAGCAGACCACGCGAAGCUGUUGUAAGCGGUCUGAGUUUAUUUUCACACGCGUUUACGGUUUUACACACGUUACUUGUGAUUAAUUUCGUGGUUUUUAAAUACUGUUAACUAGAUUUUAUUAUUUAUAUGGCUGUAAAGCCAUUUAAUGUCAUGUAAAUCAUUCAUAUACAAGAUGUGAAUUUUGAGUUUUCAUCGUUACAAAGUGCCGCGAGUGUUUGUGAUUGUUUUUGUGAAUAUCUUUUGGAUUAUCAAAUAUAAUAAGUAUUUUGAUUUUUGCGAGAAGUUCGAAGCACUUGUGAUCAAUCGAUGGCGAGACUCCUUCUGCAGAGGAUCUUCAAGUCAGCUAUACCUAACUGCUGAGGGUCUUCGUAGCGUCACGAGUGACCUGGAUCGUAUGAAAUGUUGAAACUGCAAUUGUCUGAGUGAAAGUGUCGUGACCCGGCACAGCCUAUGGCUCACCUCUUCCUCUUUUGUUUCUUUUCUUGAGAAGUGCAUGCUGAUCGUAAAUAAAGAUCUCACCCAUAGCAAGCUAUUACUCUCAUAAAUUGUAAAACAACAAUUGGAAUAACUUAAGUCGCAAUGAUUGGAAGGAAAAAAUUAGAUCAUCUUCAUUGCACUUUAUAUUAUACCUGCUUCAAUGUUGGAUAGUCAAAUUUAGUAUGAAGUAUGACUGACUAUUUGGAUCCGCAUUUCGUCCGAGCACUCUGCCGUGAUCCGGACAGAAGGACAUUACAGGAUCUUCAAAUAAUUUAUUACGGUUUGCUGGGACUUGAAGCGUUAAGACCAUGCAGAGAUUCGAUUCUACGUGGACUCUGUAAAGUUGUGAGAUAUGAACGACAUUACGCUAAUCAUGUUCUCUACUAUACUGGAGAAUUGGCAACCUGUUGGUAUAUCCUGUUAUCUGGCUCGGUAUUCAUCGAUGGAUCGAUGUUUCUGCCUCGUUCAAGCUUCGGCAAACGAACUGGAGGCAGUGCCAGGAGACCCAACGAAUGCUUCGUCCUCGAGCCCUCCGAGAUGAUUGUCAUCGACUAUCCAGAAGUUCACGGAGGUGGAAGGAUGCAUCGCCCACCGCACCCCCAUCCCAUCUCGGAUCAUCGUCAGGUCAACUUGGUGUUUGAUGAUACGUUCACACAAGGCCUGACUGGUAGGCCAGAAUUGUACCAGAAGUCAAACAGAAGUAGUCAUUCCAGCGAUACAAGUUCUGCAUACAGUGGAUCAGACACAAUGACUUCAGUGCAAGGUUCUUUGGAUGCAGACAAUGACGAGGUCGACUUCUCGGGGCUCGUUGAGUCGAUAGUCGACAGCGAUGAGGAGGAAGAUCUUGCAGAAAGCAUGGAUAGCUUAACUGUACGUGAUACAGUACGUGAAUGCUUGGAGAAAGAUCCCGCAGAAAGAACCGAGGAAGAUAUUGAGAUACUUUUAGAGUUCACUCAGCAUUUAAAAGCAUUCACGAAUAUGACCUUGGCCGUGAGACGUGCGCUGUGCGCUGUGAUGGUCUUUGCAGUUGUAGAGAGUGCUGGGAUGGUUGUUCUAACUGAUGGAGAAGAGUUAGAUAGUUGGAGUGUACUGAUAAACGGUGCAGUUGAGAUUGAGCAUAGUAAUGGCGAAAUCGAACAAUUGCAUCUUGGUGAUAGUUUUGGAAUUUUGCCAACUAUGGAGCGAUUGCUACACAGAGGAGUUAUGCGAACUAAGUGCAAUGACUGCCAAUUUGUGUGCGUCACGCAGGCCGAUUACUUUAGAAUCCAACAUCAAGGUGAAGAGAACACGCGGAGGCACGAGGAAAACGGAAGAGUCAUUUUAGUAACUGAACUACGAGGUGCUCUUGAUGGUGGAACUCGUAGAGGGCAUGUUGUUAUUCGGGGGACACCAGAAAGACUCAUGUUACAACUCAUUGAAGAAAACAGUAUCACAGAUCCAACAUAUGUUGAGGACUUUUUAUUAACCCAUAGAACAUUCAUUGAUAAUCCAUUAUUAGUCGCGGAUCAACUCUUGGAAUGGUUUGGACAACCACAAGUGAGAGAUCGGGUUGCUCGUGUGGUACUUUUAUGGGUUAACAACCAUUUCACGGAUUUUGAGACCGAUCCGGCAAUGAUGGAAUUUUUAGAAGCAUUCGAGGCUGGCCUUGAGCGAGAAAAAAUGCAGGGUCAACAGAGAUUAUUAAAUAUUGCUUGUGCAGCGAAAGCGAGGACGCGAACAAUAACACUAGCAAGGCCUUGUAGAGACGAGGUGCUAAAUUUCAGUAUAUUAGGAGGAUAUGAGAGAGGAUUUGGUAUUUUUAUUUCCAAAGUAGAUAAACAUUCGAAAGCAGAAGAUGUAGGAUUAAAAAGAGGUGAUCAAAUUUUAGAAGUAAAUGGCCAACGAUUUGAACAUGUCAGUCAUGCGAGAGCAUUAGAAAUAUUGCGUGGAUCAACGCAUCUCAGUAUUACAGUUAAAUCGAAUUUAUUAGCAUUCAAAGAGAUGUUACAAAUGCCAGACAAUUCACCACGGCCACGUGGAAGAGUAAAUAAACCAGAAGUGCCGCGAAUACCAAGUGAUCCACGAGUCAGAUUGUCAACACACGUAGACCCAUUAACUCCAGCAGGUCAAUUAAAUCCAAUGGUGGGUGGAGUUCCUUUGUUAAUACCUGAUAACAAUGUAUCACCUUGCAAAGAUGCUAAAAAGGAGCAUAAAGGAUUCAUGACACUUGGACCUAAACGAAGAUUCCAAAAAGCUUUGAUGAAGAUGAAUAUAUUGCCAAAGAACAUAAUAAAUGAUGGAAUGCACGCGGAUGAUUCGUUAGCGCCUCCUCAUACACCUCCUGGAACAGGAUUAUCUCAAACUUCAAACCUUUAUCAUUCUCGAAGUAAUCCAGAUUUAACAUCAAUUUAUUAUGACGAUUUACGGGCACCUGAUUAUCCAGAACAUGUUCUGAAGGUUUUUAAAGCGGAUCAGACUUGCAAAUAUCUCCUUGUACACAAAGAAACGACUGCACAUGAGGUUGUAAUGCUCGCGUUACAAGAAUUCGGGAUCACGGAAAGUAGUUCGAACUUCUCUUUAGCUGAAGUGAGUGUUGCUGAAGGUGGUAUGAUUAAACAACGAAGGUUACCAGAUCAAUUACAAAAUUUAGCAGAGAGAAUAGGACUCAGUUCAAGGUAUUAUUUAAAGACAAAUGGGGUGUCUGAAACUCUAGUAGCUGAUGAACAAGCUCCUGAAUUAGUUCGUGAGUCUCAAGUGCAUUUUCUCCAAUUAAAUGCUGUGGAGGUUGCAAUUCAAUUAACCCUUCAGGACUUUAGUAUAUUUAGACAAAUAGAAUCUACUGAGUAUGUUGAUGAUUUGUUUGAGCUUAAGAGUAGGUAUGGUGUACCUAUGCUUAGCCAGUUUGCGGAACUAGUCAACAGAGAAAUGUUUUGGGUAGUGACAGAAGUUUGUUCUGAGCAUAAUCUUGUUAGGCGAAGCAAGAUUAUCAAGCAGUUUAUUAAAAUUGCCCGUCAGUGUAAAGAGUGUAAAAACUUUAAUUCAAUGUUUGCGAUCAUUUCUGGUCUUGGACAUGGUGCAGUGUCAAGAUUGAGGGCUUCCUGGGAAAAAUUACCUAGCAAAUAUCAGAGACUAUUCAGUGAUUUGCAAGAAUUGAUGGAUCCUAGCAGAAAUAUGAGCAAAUAUCGACAGCUGGUUGCUUCAGAGCAAACUCAACCACCAAUCAUACCUUUUUAUCCAGUUGUCAAGAAAGAUUUAACAUUCAUUCAUCUCGGAAACGACUCAAGAGUAGAAAACUUGGUUAACUUUGAAAAGCUCAGAAUGAUUGCAAAAGAAGUCAGAACACUGACAAACAUGUGUUCAUCACCGUACGAUUUGCUCACAAUGUUAGAACGUGGUGGACAACCACCAAGUUCUGCAAUGGUAGCAUUAAAUCAAAUGACUACAGGUAAUCAGGGAGGACAAACGGCCACCGUUAAGAGACGGAAGAAAUCAGCAGCUGCUCCAAAUCCAAAGAAAAUGUUUGAAGAAGCUCAGAUGGUGAGAAGAGUAAAAGCUUAUUUAGCUAACAUGAAAGUUAUCACAGAUGAAGAGCGUUUGCACGCGUUAUCUGUCGAGUGUGAGCCACAUGCAGGUACAGUAGCAAUUGCUGCUGCAGUACCUCUUGGUGGUAGUCGAGGUAGACGUCAUCCAUCUCCCACUUUAUCAACUACCAGCAGUGCGAGUAGUACUAGUGAAGGCAGAAAAAGUAUACAAGGUACAAAAUUCGGUGCAGCAUCUCCACAAGCAGUUAGAAAGAUGUUAGCAUUGUCAGAUCCUCACAAAACACGACCGUACCAGCCAAAACAUUGUCCUCCAGCACUUCCAGUACCAGGAUUGUCUCUUCACUCAAGUGGACUAGAACCAAGUCCUGGUGCGCCUAGAAGAGUUGGUUCAGGAAGUCGAGUGCCAAUGCAUGAAAGGUCACACAGUGAUACACCUUCAGGUCUUCCACCUCCGGUUGAUCUUAGUGCUGAGAGCAGUAGUGUCACUAGUCUGAGUAAUCUUCAACCUUUAAGAAAAACCUUAACUAGUGGUUCGGUGACGAGCAGUGACAGUGGUCACUCUACACAGUUGGAUAGCCACAGCGGGAGCAGCGUGGAAGCUGGUGGGAGUCCACCACCACCACAGAGACGUCAUUCUUCGAUGCAAGGUCCUGGUGGAGCGAGCAUUGGACUUGGCAUAGGACUUCCAGGACCUCUACAUCAAAGUGGAGGAUCUUAUUUGAUGAAUAACUCGAUGACGACGAUGAAUAUGAGCUUGAUGCGGCCUGGGGUCGGUCCUGCUCCUUGUCGUCAACCCCCAGCGUACAAAGUUGCUGCUCAAAUGGCAAGAUUACACAGGCUAGGUCGUGCCCACAGCCACGAAGGAGUUACUUACCGCACCAAUCACGAAGAUGAUGACGAUGAAGCUCAAGUAUCUGCAGUGUAAAUAAAUCUACACAUCAUCGAAGAGGAAAAUCCCCGGCCGUCCUUUAUUUUACUCAUCAGUUUUCUUUGAUUCGUCUCUUGGAUCAUGAAUGAAUCGAUCAACGUCUCUUCCAAUAAAAGCGAGCGCAAUUUGAAUAUAUAUAGAAGAUAAUUGCGACAAAUUGUGAAGAAAAAAAGUCUUUUAAGAAUGUGCAUGUAGUGCUUCCCUAAUUGUCGACAUGAACCACAUUAAUUUAUAUACUUCCUUACUAACUCAUGCACUCUAUUGAUAUUAAGCUAGACUACAACAAAGAUCAAGAAAGAGAAAAAUACAAAGAAAAUAGUUAUUCAAAUUAAUAGCAAAAAUAAAAUGAUUUAUUCUUUUGAAUCAUUAAAUGACGAACAAAUAAAAUCUUUGAUUUGAUAAUCAAAGAACAAACGACACUCAAUUAUGAGUAAGGAAUAUAAAAAUAAUCUAUAUAAAUGUGUAAUAAAUUGAACCCAAAGAUGUUAAAUAUCCUGUAUCGCCGUGCACGUAACGGUGUUUGUAUUAUAUUAAUUUUAAGCUAGAUUUGUAAGCUCCUUAGUAUAUAAGUUGGUGUAAAUAGUUUAGCAAGUAGUUAUAAGUUAUCAUAAAAAGCGCAAAAGAGAUAUUAAGAGCUACGAAAGCGCAAAAAGCCGCAACUUAUGGCUAAGAAUUUUUAUUUCCCGGAUCAAAGGAUUUAUUUAAACGAAGAUUAACUAGUUGCAUGCUGCGAAAUGCGGACAAGACUUCAUAUAAUUUAUUUUCAAGUAGAUAAACUAAAAAAAAUUAUUUAAAAAAAAAAUUUAAUAUUAAUAAAAAUUGUGACAUUAGUUUUGUUAAUAUUUUUUGAGUAACGGACCUAAUUUUUGAGGAAUUAUAUGCGUUAAUGAAUGAAAAAUAAUUAGAGGUGGAGCACGUGUCAAUGGUGUCCUCGAAUUAUGAUGAAAAUCAACAAAAGAAAUAAAUACGAAUUAAGUAAAUUUAAAGGAAUAUUAGUUAACUAUAUAAAUAAAUAAAUAAAUAAUUGAAAUAACAUGCUAAUAAAUGCUCAUAAAACAGUGCACUUGAAUGUCAAAAAUUUCAAUUAGAAAUUUCGACAUUAAAGGACACUGUUCGGCUAGUCGGUAUGCCUAUAAUAUAUGAAAGAUCCUAAGGAAUCAAUCUAUCAAUGUAGAGUUUGAUAACUUGGGAACAGUAUUGAUGCAUAUUACAAACAAAUAUACAUAUAUAUCUCUUUGUACAUAUCCUUAAUAUGUUAUAAAAAUAUUACUCAACCUUUUAAAAAAAUCCACUUUCGUAAAAUGAAAUUUCUUUAUUGUCAUAAACUCAGAGUCAUUUGUCAUGUGACACAAUAUUGUACAAGUUUUGAAUGUUUAUAAUAUUUUGUUUAAUGCGGAAAGCACGUACCGCCAAUUUUUCAUUCCAAAUGCAUUUAAUGGAAAUUUAUUGGGCUUUCGAAUUAAAGUAACCCUUUGCGAUUUACAUACGAAAUGUAUUUUCUACUUAAAAAUUAUGCCAAAAUGUACAAUCCUUUAUGUCUUAUAAAUAUUUAAUAAUUGAUAAUGAAUAAUAAUUAAUAAUUAAUAAUCAUUUGUUAGAUUAAAAUAUUUCUAACGUAUACGUAAAAGGGUUCUUUUGAAAAUUCGAAAUUUAUUUAAAUAAACUAAAUAUGCAAUAGAAUAAAAAUUGCAACCAUGAUUUAACUAUAAACUUAAGGAACAAAACAAUUUAAAUGUUCAUGGUUGAUUGAAUAACAAAUUAAGAAAAUACACAGGCAGUCAAUGGUGAUAUAAUGUUCCUUUAGAAAAAGAAAAAAAACUUGUCGAUAACAUAAAAGAAAAUCCGUAGUUACAAACCAGAAAAUAUGUUAAUCUUCUUUGGAGGAUAUUUAUAUAUAGAGACAGUUUAUUAUUUUCUUCUACACGUUUUUAUUUAAUUUAUAAAUUAAAGUCUGUUGGUUUAAUUAUUUAUAACACGAUCAUGUGACUAAGACUACAUUGACAACAGUAACUUUUGAUGAAGAAAAAAAAACAAUCAUAAAAUCUUUUGUAUUUAAUUUGUUUAAUAAAACUCAAAUCAUAGUA
Molecule: messenger RNA, 7030 nt
Organism: Chelonus insularis
Lineage: Eukaryota; Metazoa; Arthropoda; Insecta; Hymenoptera; Braconidae
Product: rap guanine nucleotide exchange factor 6-like
Exons: 14
Coding region: 687-4943 (1418 amino acids)
Biological process (GO): Ras protein signal transduction; positive regulation of GTPase activity
Cellular component (GO): plasma membrane; apical plasma membrane
Molecular function (GO): guanyl-nucleotide exchange factor activity; protein binding
Source: RefSeq, a predicted model, not a curated record